This is a messenger RNA of Olea europaea var. sylvestris, 870 nucleotides long. Its product is annotated as protein PRRC2C-like. Bases 51 to 695 code for a protein of 214 amino acids. The record is from RefSeq and is a predicted model, not a curated record. The transcript has 4 exons. Lineage: Eukaryota; Viridiplantae; Streptophyta; Magnoliopsida; Lamiales; Oleaceae.
UCCACUUAUAAGUUUUUGCUUCUCCAUUUCUUUUCCAGGAACUAAAAUCCAUGAAAAAUUUCAUGGCAUAUUCAUGUCUAAAUGCAGUGCUUAUACUAUCUCUAUUAUUACUUUCAGCAUUUAGAGUAAAUGGGCAAAUUAGCACAGCAUGUACAAGUUCAAUGAUAAGCAGCUUCACACCAUGCUUUAAUUACUUGACUGGAAGCAGUGGCUCUGGAUCUUCACCAACUGCAGAAUGCUGCAAUUCACUGAAAAAUCUCACGAGCGAUAGCAUGGAUUGUACAUGCCUCAUUGUAACAGGGAAUGUUCCUGUCUCAAUACCAUUUAUCAGUAGCAUUUUAGCGAUUUCGCUCCCUCGAAUGUGUAACAGCACCGUGCCGUUACAGUGCAAAGCCACCGGUGUUGCCUUACCAGCUCCAGGUCCUGUCUUAUUUGCUCCAACUCAAGCACCUGUUGCUCAUGCUCCUCAUGCUCAUCGUCCCAGAGCUUCCAAAGCGGCCGCAGCAGCACCGCCACCAGCUGAAACACCACUCGAUAUUACACCGGCAGCUCCACCUGAAGUUUCAUUAGCUCCGACAGAAAACCAGGGGAUCAGACCAGUUCUCACACCCAAUUCAGCUUCAAAUCCAUCCAUUGUUUCCUUGUCAUCUCUUCUGACAUUGCUUGUUGGAAUCAUGGUCAUAAAGUUAUUCUGAUCUUCUUAUGUUGUCUUAUUCCUUCGAUAUCCUUUUCUUUUCUUUUUUCUUGUACUAUAAUCCAUUGUAAGAACUAUAAGCUUGAUGGAGGCGAUGAAGACAUAUUCUCUUGUAAUAAUCAUGGUUGGAUUUAUUUCUGAGUGAUAUGUCUACUACAAAAUGCGAUUAUAACGAA